AUGGACGUACAUGAUGGAAGCAUAAGGAACUUACUUAAUGCUAACAAUAACUUACCAGGAACUAUUAAAGCAUUUAUAAAGUCCUUUGUAAAACCCGGUGCUCUAACAUUUAGGUCUUUGAGAGCAAGAGCAUUGAAGUCAAGAGAUGCAGAAACUCCAACAGAACCUACAGAAGGAACUAAAACAACAGAAACUCCAGAAGAACCACCAAAACCAACAGCUAAUGAAAUAUUGUUCGAAUAUUUUCCAAGGUACUCUGUUCUCAUUGCAUACAUUCAAGAAAUACUUAAGAAAGCAGACUUGACUUUAGGAGAUGAUGAAAAUUCUGUAUAUCUUUCGUUCCAGUUUCAAAUAGCAGAACUUUUGAGACAGAUAUGCUUAAUGUAUGACAACAUCUCUGAUUUCACAAGAUAUGAUGACGACCAUGACCCCGAACACGGUGAAGAAGAAGUUUUACAAACAUCCAUUAAGACAGGAAAGGUUUUAACUCAAAGUCUCAUUAUUGACACCAAAGAUGGCGAAGUGGACGUUCUUCAAGAGCUGAAGAAAAAUACUUCUUUGGGAGGUAGUGGUAGGUAUGAACUUGAAAUAAAUGAGAUAGAAGAGAAAUUAGCCGAAAAAGCAGAUAAAAACCAUGUUCAUUAUAUAAGUUCAGAUGAACAGAUUAUAACGGACUACCAUGGAUAUUUAACACAGGAUGAAAAAGUGAAGACAAAAGAUGUUAAUGAAAGAAGAUAUAAAUACAUUCGUGUUAAAGGUUAUGACAUACACUGUACUGUACAGUAUGACACAGGUAAAGCACCAGAAGUAUUUGGUUAUAACGAUGAAAUUUAUGCCUCUAGUUUCUUUGUUAACGGUGUAUUAGUUGAACCAAGAUUUACUUUGAGAGUUAAGGCAAAAAUAACUUUUGAAGAUGCUAUUAAAAGUAAAGCUGACAAAGAUGAACUUGACGCAACGAACAAAGUUUUGAAAUCUCAUAAACACAAUAUCUCCGAUAUAAAUGAACUUCAAGCUACAUUAAAUAGUAAAGCUGACAAGAACCAUACACAUGAAUCCUUCACUACUGUUAGAGCAGACGACAUAAUAUUGAACUAUACCCUUGGUUCAAGUGCACCUUUAGAGAAUCCAAGUACAAGCGUAAAAGAUACACUAAACUCCUUAAAUAACAAAUGUAUGAAUAUCGAAGGUCAUGUCAGAAACUUUGAAGCAUAUGAACUACCAGCAAUGUUAGAUAAGAAAGCAGACAAAGAACAUACACAUAACUCCUUCUCAACUGUUGCUAUAGAAAGUAUUGAAGGAACGGUUGGCGGAACUGGUGGGGAUGCAUUAUAUUAUAAACCUCCUAACUUUCUACAAGGUUUAACAUCGAAUGAAAACAUAACAACGAAGAAAGAAAUUAGCUGUAAAAAUGUUUAUGUCAUGGAUGAUGAAAAUAAUGUUAAAUUCACUGCUCAAGAUUUAUAUGAUAAGAAAGCUGACAAAACAGAGCUUCAAACAUUAAAGAUUGAAAUACUUCAAACAUUAUAUCCUACAGACUCUAUUUAUACGUCAAUGAACUCAACAAAUCCAGCAACAGUUUUAGGUUUUGGUACGUGGAAGCAGAUUGUAGAUAAAUUCUUAUACUGUGCUAGAUAUUCAAAGCAAACAGGAGGUUCGAAGAAAAUUAAAGAAGCAAACCUUCCACCGCACACUCACACAGGAACGACAAACUUUUCUGGCGACCAUAGCCACUCAUUAAGAGACCACCCAUUAUACAACUCAGAGUAUGAAGCUGGCAAUGAUGUUUUAUCUCCAUCUUAUAACAAUUCAGCAAAAAAGAUUUUUCGACCAACUGAACCAGGAGGAAAUCAUUCACACACUUUCACAACAAAUCCAACAGGCUCGGGUGAAGAUUAUAUGCCACCAUUUGUGACUGUAUUCGCAUGGUACCGCGUUCAAUGA
Trichomonas vaginalis G3 is the source of this 1941-nucleotide messenger RNA. RefSeq names its product keratin-associated protein family. The coding region runs from base 1 to 1941 and encodes 646 amino acids. The transcript has a single exon. The record is from RefSeq and is a predicted model, not a curated record. NCBI's taxonomy places the organism in Eukaryota, Parabasalia, Trichomonadida, Trichomonadidae.